UUGAAUUAUAAUCAAUACAGUUAAUUUUGAAAUUCAAUAAUUGUGUUUCUAUAUUGACAAGCAACAACAAUGCCGUCUGACAUGAUGAUCUAUGAUGUAAUCGUAAUUGGUGGUGGUUUAAGUGGUCUUAGCGCUGCUAAAUUACUUGCCGAACGAAAUGAUGAUUUAAAUGUGGCUGUACUUGAAGCACGUGAUCGUGUAGGUGGCCGUACAUUUACCGUACAAAAUGACAAAGUUAAAUGGGUUGAUCUAGGUGGUGCAUAUGUUGGCCGUGGUCAAAAUCAUCUUUUACGAUUGAUUAAAGAAUUUAAUCUUAAAUUAUACAAUGUUAAUGAAGUUGAAAAUAUUGUCUUUUAUAAUCAAAAAAAAAAUCAAAGAAAUUUAUUUCAUUUUGAUGAAAUACCCAACAUGGGUAUAUUGGCUAAAUUAGAUUUUUAUUAUAUAAUGCGAUUAAUGGAUCAGAUGGGCGAACAGAUACCGGCGGAUGAACCAUGGAAAGCAACCAAUGCUGAACAAUGGGAUCAGAUGACAUUCAAAGAAUUUAUUCAAAAAAAUGUUUGGUCAAUAGAUAUACAGAAUUUUAUGAAAAUAUUCAUUGGUACAUGUGUGACCAAUGAAAUGUAUGAAUCAUCAUUAUUAUGGUUUCUCUGGUAUGUUAAACAAUGUGGUGGAACAAGAUCAAUAUUUUCAACCACAUAUGGUGGACAAGAAUUCAAAAUACAUGGUGGUACAAAUCAGAUUUCUGAUUGUAUAGCCAAUAGUAUUGGCCGUGAUCGUAUCCAUCUUAAUGAACCGGUACAUUAUCUUGAACAAUCGGCUGAUCAUGUUCUAUUACGAACCAUUGCUGGACAUGAAUUUCGUGCACGUUAUGUUAUAAUGGCAUUAGCACCAACAUUACAACAGAAAAUUCAUUAUCAACCACCAUUACCACCAAUGCGUAAUCAAUUGAUUCAACGGGCACCAAUGGGUUCCGUUCUUAAAUGUAUUGUUUAUUAUCGUAAACGUUUCUGGAUCGAUCAUAAUAUGUGCGGAAGUUUAGUCAUUUUUGGUGAAAAUGAUAUUGAAUGUCCUAUAACGUAUACAUUGGAUGAUUCGAAACCGGAUGGAACAUGUCCAGCAAUUAUUGGAUUUAUGCCAGCUGAUCGUGCAAGAAAACUAUUGGAUUUAACUAAAGAAGAACGAUUAAAAUUAAUUUGUCAAUGUUAUUCAAAAGGAUUCGCAUGCGAUGAUGCACUUGAUCCAAUUCAUUAUGAAGAACAAAAUUGGAUGGCCGAACAAUAUUCUGGUGGUUGUUAUACGAUGGUCUGUGCACCAGGAUUUCUUACCCGUUAUGGACCAUAUUUACGUCGACCAAUUGGUCGUAUUUAUUUUGCCGGAACCGAAACAGCAUGGGAUUGGUCAGGCUAUAUGAACGGCGCCAUACAAUCGGGUGAACACACCGCACUUGAAAUUCUUGCCAAAAUGGGUCGAAUAUCGCCAUUAGAAAUUAAUGUUUCAGAGCCAGUAUCGAAGGAAUAUCCACCCGUAAUCAUUCCAGCUACAUGGAUCGAACGUAAUGGACCAUCAGCACGUUCAUUUAUAGCCGGUGUUUCAUUGACAACAAUUGCUGCCACAAUGUUUACCGUUUAUUUCGGUUGGAAACGAUGGGAAUUUAAUCAAUAUUGGCAACAAUAUAUAUCGCAUUAUAUUAUUGAUUAUUGA
This is a messenger RNA of Dermatophagoides farinae (American house dust mite), 1701 nucleotides long. Its product is annotated as amine oxidase [flavin-containing] B. NCBI's taxonomy places the organism in Eukaryota, Metazoa, Arthropoda, Arachnida, Sarcoptiformes, Pyroglyphidae. The record is from RefSeq and is a predicted model, not a curated record. Gene Ontology annotation, cellular component: mitochondrion. Gene Ontology annotation, molecular function: primary methylamine oxidase activity; flavin adenine dinucleotide binding.